CGUGGCCGUGACUGCGGUCUCUUGGAACAAUGGGUGUGGACCCAGCCGUGCGCACGUGCUGGCGAGCUGUACCGCAAGUGGUUUGGGGAGGAUCGACAUCUUGGAAGGAAAGUGGAUGCGCGGUGUGGUUCCAUACGGGUCGAUCGAGGCCAUAAGACGGGAGAGGACUGGCUCGGGCGAGAUGGCUAGCGAUAGUGAAUCGGAGUGA
Molecule: messenger RNA, 208 nt
Organism: Acaulospora colombiana
Lineage: Eukaryota; Fungi; Glomeromycota; Glomeromycetes; Diversisporales; Acaulosporaceae
Source: the annotation of a GenBank genome assembly